Leptopilina boulardi is the source of this 1045-nucleotide messenger RNA. Its product is annotated as plasma kallikrein-like. Gene Ontology annotation, biological process: proteolysis. The record is from RefSeq and is a predicted model, not a curated record. Lineage: Eukaryota; Metazoa; Arthropoda; Insecta; Hymenoptera; Figitidae. The coding region runs from base 76 to 903 and encodes 275 amino acids. The transcript is spliced from 6 exons. Gene Ontology annotation, molecular function: serine-type endopeptidase activity.
UAUUAAUAUAAACACCAGUUUUAAGAAAAAAAAAAAAUUUUUUUUUUUGUUUAAAAAAUAAAAUAAAAAAAUAAAAUGUUUUUUCAAAAAUUGACAUUGACUAUUUUUCCAUUACUUUUAGCGUCAAAAUCUAAUAUAGUAUUGGGUCAAAAUAGAAUUAUCGGUGGUACAGAAACUGAUAUCUCAAAGUUUCCAUUUUUGCUUGAAAUUAGCCUCCAUGGUAUUAAUCAUCAUCCAUUGUGUGGAGCGGCAAUAAUUAGUAAAUCAUGGGCAGUAUCAGCGUCUCAUUGUUUUAUGGAUAUUGGUGAAAAAUUAAAAAUUGAAAUGUAUCAAGUUGUCAGUGGUACAACAUACACUAAAGAAAUGAUAACACAAGAUAAAACACCGCCAAAAUUUUACAAUAUCACUGAAUAUCAUAUGCAUGAAAAAUUUGGUCUCGAUAAAAGUAAAGGAAAACUGGAUGGUUAUGAUAUUUCUGUUUUUAAAGUAACACCUGAAUUUGAAUUUAAUGAAUUAACAAAACCAGCAAAAUUACCGGGAAAAAAUCAAAUGGCCACGACAAAUAAAGCUAAAAUUGCUGGCUGGGGUUGUACAAAAAUUGGCGGAAGUACAAAUCCAAUAUUACUAUAUGCAACUUUAACGAAAGCAAGUAAAAGUAGUUGUAAAAAUUUGUACCCCGAUAUUAAACACAGAAAAAGUGUUUUAUGCUACGGUACGCCAAAGGAGCACAAGGGAAAUGUAUCAAAUAUUUGCCAGGGAGAUUCCGGUGGUCCAUUGGUUGCUGGCAAAAAUUUGGUAAUUGGUGUUGUAAGUAUGUCAAAAAAAGCAGGUGCAGAAUUUCCUGGACUAUUCACUAGCACUGCGUACUAUCGCGAUUGGAUCAAAGAGAAAACUGGUGUUUAAAAAUCAACCAAGCCGUCACACUCAAAAUAAAAAAAAAAAAAAUUGAUCCUCUGUUGUGAGCGUAGCUUAAUUAUUGUAAUCCCACAUUUCAGUAGUACCUGUUUUCUCCGCUUUGUCUAAAAAUAAAAUCUGAUUGUUGAAA